AUGCAACAUUACAUCUCCCACUUCGACGGCAUCGACGGCCUCAAGACAGAAGAUGUACCACUUCCAUCACCCGGACAAGGCGAGGUCCUUGUUCAGGUCCGGGCUAUAUCGCUGAACUACCGUGACAUGGAAGUGAUCAACGGUGAAUACAACCACCACCGCGCAAUCAAGCAAGUGCCAAACAUAGUCCCCUGUUCAGACAUGUGCGGCGUUGUCCAAAGCGUCGGCAAAAACGUCACCAAAUGGAAAGUCGGCGAUCGCGUGGUUUCCUUAUUCGUCCCAGACCACAAGACAGGACAACUGACUGAGAGAGCGCUCGCUACCAGCUUGGGCCUCCCUCAGCAUGGUGUGCUGGGAACGCAUCGUGUUUUCGCAGAGGAUGCGUUGGUCAAGGCACCCGAGCACAUGAGUGAUGAGGAGGCAUGCACGCUGCCAAUCGCGAGUGUUACGGCGUGGAUGGCGAUCAAUGGCACGCGGCCGUUGGGACAGAAUGGGGGUCAUGGAGAGUACAUUCUUCUUCAGGGAACCGGAGGUGUUAGUAUCGCUGGAUUGCAGAUUGCGAAGGCAUCUGGUGCGAAGGUUAUAAUUACUUCAUCAUCUGAUGAGAAACUAGCCAAGGCGAAGAACCUCGGAGCCGACUUUGGUAUUAACUAUCGUCAGAUACCGGAAUGGGCUAACAAAGUGAUGGAGGUCACUGACGGACAUGGAGCGGAUAUUAUUCUUGAAACGGGUGGGUCGCAGACAUUAGGUCAGAGCUUCGCGUGUGCUGCGUACGGUGGCCUGAUCAACUGCAUUGGGUAUACUUCUGGCAAGACUCAAGCUUCUGGAGAGCAAAAGAACGUUAAUCUGCUCACUCUGAGUCGUAGCCUGACUUUGAAGGGAUCUGUUAACGGACCGACGGAUCGCUUUGAGGAGCUGAUCAAUUUUUGUGAGAAACAUGACAUACAUCCUGUCAUCUGCAAGGUCUUUUCUUUCAGCCAGGCGAGGGAUGCUUUCAGAUAUCUGAAAAGUGGCUCGCACUUUGGAAAGAUUGUUAUUCGGGUUUAG
Messenger RNA from Aspergillus tubingensis, 1047 nucleotides. RefSeq names its product zinc-dependent alcohol dehydrogenase family protein. NCBI's taxonomy places the organism in Eukaryota, Fungi, Ascomycota, Eurotiomycetes, Eurotiales, Aspergillaceae. Bases 1 to 1047 code for a protein of 348 amino acids. The transcript is spliced from 3 exons. The record is from RefSeq and is a predicted model, not a curated record. Gene Ontology annotation, molecular function: oxidoreductase activity.